UACAUGAGCAAUUCUAGUACACGAUGGAUGCAGUGUAUAGUUGUCAUCUAGAUAAUCUGAACUUUAUUCGCUAUCAAUGAUAAUAUUCGGGCUUCAGCGGUUCAGGAUGGCAGGGAUCUGAGGACACUGUUUUUUACUCCUGACCGCUCGUUAUGAAAUCCAAUUAUCAUUUUUAAUACUGUUUGGCAUAUUUUGUUAUAUAUACGGAAACAGUAUCAAUGAUUUAUCAAAAUCAAAAUCCGGAUUUAGCGAUGGCUUACAACCCCUUUCUGUUUCCCAGGCCUUCGGACUAUACUUCACUGUUACAGCAGCACUAUCUGCCGGGAAUGACUGUGCCAGCACCCCCCGGGAUACCCGCCUCCAUCCUCCCAAAGCUUCAGCAGUCUGUGGGGCGUUCCCCGAUCACCCCAGGGGACUUACUACACCCAUUUCAUCCCCGUCCCCUCAGGACAAUGGAACCGGAGCCGGACGCCCAGGAUGAUCCGAAAGUAGAAAUAGAAUCCAAGGAACUCUGGGAACAAUUCCAUAAUUUCGGAACCGAAAUGGUUAUCACAAAAUCCGGAAGGCGUAUGUUUCCUCCGUUCAAAGUGCGCGUUUCUGGUCUCGAUAAAAGAGCCAAAUAUAUUCUUCUAAUGGACAUUGUUGCCGUUGAUGACUGUAGAUACAAGUUUCACAACAGUCGCUGGAUGGUGGCCGGAAAAGCCGACCCAGAAAUGCCCAAACGAAUGUACAUCCACCCCGACUCCCCCAGCACGGGGGAACAAUGGAUGCAGAAAGUGGUGUCCUUCCACAAGCUAAAACUGACCAAUAACAUCUCAGACAAGCAUGGCUAUGUAAGUAAAACUAUUCUAAACUCAAUGCACAAAUACCAGCCUCGUUUCCAUCUUGUUCGGGCCAAUGACAUUCUCAAGCUUCCCUACUCUGCUUUCCGGACGUACGUCUUCAAAGAAACGGAAUUUAUCGCCGUCACAGCGUACCAAAAUGAGAAGAUAACACAGCUUAAGAUUGAUCACAAUCCUUUUGCCAAGGGAUUUAGGGACUCGGGAAGCGGAAAACGUGAAAAGAAACGUCUUCUGAUAAACUCUAUACAUCAGUCCUCGUCAGCCUUCACGGACGAGGGAUCUCGAGUGGACGAUCCACAAAGUGACGAAGAUGACGAGAUUUGUGUUGACGAGACUGAUGACGUCACAGAAGACACGGUGUCCAUACUAUCCAGAUUACAUUCAGAUUUCAAAGCUUCUAAUGCUGAAAAUUCUCAAAUGGAAUCUUCAAAGACUCCUGAAAAAUCCGAUACCCAGACAAGUGCUCCAGUCCCUAGUGCUACAUCAACCCCGGAACCGGCACCCAAAUCUCCGGAAGUUUCUACAACCGAGGAAAAGUAUACCGAAUCAAAACAGCCAGAAACCGGAAGUGAUUCCCCGAGAUCUAGUGAGAGGAGUUCACCGGAGCGUGACAGAUCUCCUGGAUACAGUAGACUGUUUUCAAAGGAACACUCUAGUCCCCCAAAUGUAACAGUUGUUCAGCCUUCAGUGACGCACCCAAUGUUCCCAUACCUAUACCCGUAUACAUCCUCAGCAUCUAGUUUUCCAUACCCUAUGAGUCAUAUGUUGUUCUCGGGGAACUCUUCUCUCUCACAAGGUCUGCAAAUGCCAUUCCUCACUACCUCAGGACAUUCAGAUCUAAGUCAUAUACCCGCUCACGCUUUAUCGUCAUUGAACCAGUUUUCCUUACAGAGUCAUCUAAUGCAGUCAAACUAUUCUAGUCUGUCGUCGUCACUUAGUGGAAGGAACCCGACUUCCCCAACGGCGCCAAUCCCAAACACCCCUCUAGGACCAAUUUUUCCCAGCAGGUCAAACCAAAGGUUCUCCCCUUAUUCAUACUCCUUAUCAAAAUCUCAUAGUGAAAUGUCUCCUAAUUCUAGUGACAGUGGGAUCAAAUCUUCAUCUCCUCCGAAUUUUGCCGGUAUUACCCGACCUUCUCCGAUUCGACCCCGAAGUCCACUUUCUCAUCAUCUCUCGCCAGUGACGGCACACUCGAAACCACAUAGCGAGCUCCGGAGCAUGGAGCAGAUGCUUAAUGGACUGGACCGUAAGAAAGCACUAAAUCAUGAAUCACACAGUGUAGCUAUGGAAAAAUGAAGACGUUAUUGUUCAUAAUUGCUAGGAAACAUAUUCGUUUUCAUGGUAGUUCGGGUCUAUGAUGACGCGCAGGUUCAAUUAAGUGCAACAUGCCGCUCAACAAAGAAUGAAUAUGAGGUCUGUCAUUAACGACCGUCUUAAUUAUCUGGGCAGUGCUAGAGAACAAAGACGCAAGUGGAUUAAAUUUCAGAAAUUUGUCACCGCUGCGUGAUUUUUGUGUACAAUGGACUGCAGUCAAUACGAAACUUGUCUAUAGUGCUCACUCUCAACAGACUAAUCAAUCGUUACAAGACAGCUGAAAUUUCACUUUGUAAGAAGUGUUCUGAUUGGUUGAAAGAAGGAUCGAAAAGAAAAAAAAUAUUUGAUUGGCUUUAAAAUUAGGUUAUAUGGGGAUUUAAUUGUAGAUAUCUUUUUAGGUGUGUUGAGCAAUGCGGGAAGUGUGCAAAUAUACAAAAAUGUCCAUUGUCUAUGUGUAAUGUUUGUCGAUAAUGUCAUGUUCUCAGGUUAUGAUGUCUUUCCUUUCAUGUGUAUUACUCUUUUAUUGUUUACCUGUGUCAAAUAUGCUAUGACUUAUCAUAAAAAUAUAGUUCUAUUUAUUAACUCUAAAUGGAAGGACUGAUUCGUUUUUUUUUUACAAUAUAAUAAGUCAUGGACUUAGCUUGUUUUUUUUCUAAGACACAAUUUAAGUUUCUUGCUUGUGUUAAUGGUGCUAUUUAAUUUUUUUUUCCUUUUUUUGUUAUUAAUUUGUUUUACUUAAGCAGCAUUAAAUAAUAAAAAUAGAAUUAAAUCUUUAUGUAUUAAUUUUUGCUUCAGGCAUCAUUGUUCCCGUGUCAAUCGGUUUUCUGUAAAAUUGUCAUAAAACCAAUGAUUCCAUGUUGUGAAAUGUUUGUUGAUCAUAGCAACAUUUUUCAAGAAAAUAAAUUGUUGAUAUGAAAUAGAAUAA
Messenger RNA from Saccostrea cuccullata (small rock oyster), 3081 nucleotides. RefSeq names its product T-box transcription factor TBX2-B-like. Gene Ontology annotation, molecular function: DNA-binding transcription factor activity, RNA polymerase II-specific; RNA polymerase II cis-regulatory region sequence-specific DNA binding. Bases 219 to 2138 code for a protein of 639 amino acids. Lineage: Eukaryota; Metazoa; Mollusca; Bivalvia; Ostreida; Ostreidae. Gene Ontology annotation, biological process: cell fate specification; positive regulation of DNA-templated transcription; regulation of transcription by RNA polymerase II. Gene Ontology annotation, cellular component: nucleus. The record is from RefSeq and is a predicted model, not a curated record. The transcript has 6 exons.